UCUUCGAGCAUCCGGAGAGGAGAAAAGAAAAAAAAAAAAAAAAUUCAAAAUUCUCCCACUCAACAGUUUCACUCUCAUUUUCACCAGCCUAUAAACCCUAAACCUCACAUUCAUUUACUCUACCUGUCUAAGAAAAAAGCUUGAAGCAAUGUUCUCUCCAGCAACCAGGAGGACGCAUUUCAGCUCCCGAAAGGACCGAAAUCUAGGGCAGAAAGCAACUGAUUCUCCGAUUACACCUGCAACAGAUAGCCGUAAAUCUCUUCACGACAAUUCAAUUCCUGAUCGGCCUAGCACCGGUACUCCUGCUCCUUGGGCUCCUCGCCUUUCUGUUCUUGCCCGUAUACAACCAGCAAACAAAAAUGAGAAAGGGAAUGAGGUAGAUCCAAUUAAGCCUGUAUAUGUUGGAGACUUCCCCCAAGUAGUUCGUGAUGAACAGGCUGGCUUUUUGCAGAAGCAUUUUCUUGACAAUGUGGGUGUAUCUGGUGGAAUGGAUAAGGAAUCAUGCCUUUCUUGGAUUCUCUGUGGAAACAGACUCUUUUUAUGGAGUUACUUAUCCUCUGUGGCUUCAAAAGAUUGCGUUGUUCUUGAACUUCCUUCACAUGUUCUGGAUAUUAGAGACAUUGGGAAAGGUCCCUAUGAUGGUGGCAAUUGGAUGCUGUGUGUUGUCAAUUGGGAUAAAUCCCGCAGAAGAAUUAAGAAAGGUGUACAGGGUUCCAAUUCAGCUGGUAUUGUAAUGUGUAACAAAAAAUCUCAAGCAGUUGUCUACUGGCCUGACAUUUACUCUGGAGGGGGAUCUACUCCUGUUUCCAAUCUAUCUUCUGCUGAUGAAUUGGAAGUAACUUCUUCCUCUCUUGAUGGCAAGACCACCCCAAACGGGCAACGACAAUAUAAUAAGCCUGGAAGUAGUUCAAGUCGAUUGAAUUCUUUCAACUCUUUGAUUGCAGCUCCAAUGCCUGCCGUCCAGCAGGUGUGUGUUGCUUUGGUUUGUAGUUCCAGUGGUGAGCUAUGGCAAUUUUAUUGCAGCCCAACUGGCAUUCAACGUAGUAAAGCAUAUAGUGACAUAGUACCUGCAUCCUUUAAAGGAAAUGAUAAUGGUCAAUUUGUUUCGAGCAAGGGAUAUCCAAGGUCACUUAUUUGGCAUUUUUCACUCCAUUCUGAGGAUUCUGAAAGACAGUUUCUUCUGUUGACUGAUCAUGAGAUACAGUGCUUUAAUAUUACAUUUCAACCUGAUUUAAAUGUAUCAAAGCUCUGGUCCCAUGAAAUUGUUGGCACUGAUGGAGAUUUGGGCAUCAAGAAGGAUUUGGCAGGUCAGAAACGUAUCUGGCCUUUGGAUGUGCAGGUGGAUGAUCAGGGUAAAGUGAUCACCGUUCUCGUUGCUACAUUCUGUAAGGACAGGGUUAGCAGUUCAAGCUACACGCAGUACUCUCUUCUGACCAUGCAAUAUAAAUCAGGAGUGAACAUAUCUCCUAAUAUAAAUGAAAGAGUUUUGGAGAAAAAAGCUCCAAUCCAAGUGAUAAUCCCAAAAGCAAGAGUAGAAGAUGAGGAUUUCUUAUUUUCCAUGAGACUUCGGGUGGGGGGCAGGCCAUCAGGCUCAGCAAUCAUACUUUCUGGAGAUGGAAUGGCAACAGUAUCCCAUUAUUAUAGGAACUCAACCCGACUUUAUCAGUUUGACCUACCCUAUGAUGCAGGAAAGGUUUUGGAUGCAUCUGUUCUUCCUUCUGAAAAUGAUGGUGAAGAUGGUGCAUGGGUUGUAUUAACAGAGAAAGCUGGAAUAUGGGCAAUACCAGAAAAAGCUGUUGUACUUGGCGGAGUUGAACCACCUGAGAGAAGUUUGUCACGUAAGGGAAGCUCAAAUGAAGGAUCUGCACAGGAAGAAAGAAGAAACAUCACAUUUGCAGAAAAUGUUGGUCCUAGAAGAGCUAGUUCUGAAGCAUGGGAUGCUGGUGGUAGACAAAGGGCUGGUAUGACUAUUGCACAUAGAACUGCCCGAGAUGAAGAAUCGGAAGCUUUACUUGGUCAGUUUUUCCAAGAUUUUCUGUUAACAGGGCAGGUUGGUGCAUCAUUUGAAAGGCUUCAAAAGUCUGGGGCAUUUGAAAGGGAUGGAGAAACAAAUGUUUUCGCCCGGACAAGCAGAUCUAUUGUUGACACCUUAGCUAAACACUGGACAACCACUAGAGGCGCUGAAAUUGUGGCUUUAACCAUAGUUUCCAACCAACUAAUGGAUAAACACCAAAAGCAUCAAAGAUUUCUUCAGUUUCUUGCUUUAUCCAAGUGUCAUGAGGAGCUUUGUUCUAAACAGAGACAAUCUUUGCAAAUUAUCUUAGAACAUGGCGAAAAGCUUGCUGGAAUGAUUCAACUGAGAGAACUGCAAAAUGUGAUCAGCCAGAGCCGUUCAAAUGCAGCUGGAUACCCAUAUUCUACUGCAGAAGCUCAAAGUUCAGGAGCUCUUUGGGAUCUUAUUCAGUUAGUUGGUGAGAGAACCCGUCGGAAUACUGUUCUUCUUAUGGAUAGAGACAAUGCUGAAGUGUUCUACAGUAAGGUGUCUGACCUUGAAGAAGUAUUUUAUUGCUUAGACAGACACUUGGAAUAUGUAAUAAGUGAGGAACAACCACUUGAGAUUCAGAUCCAAAGAGCUUGUGAACUCUCAAAUGCUGUUGUCUCUGUAGUUCGCAAAGCUAUACUUUAUAGAAAUGAGCAUAACAUGUGGUAUCCGCCACUUGAGGGCUUAACACCUUGGUAUUGUCGACCUGUGGUGCGCAAUGGGCUGUGGAGAGUUGCAUCUUUCAUGCUUCAGCUGUUAAAUGAAACUACUGGACUCAGUAGUUCCAUAAAAUCAGAUUUGCAUAGUCAUCUAGAAGAAUUGGCUGAAGUUCUUCUUGAAGCAUUUUCUGGUGCUAUUACAGCAAAAAUUGAGUGUGGAGAAGAACAUAAAGGUCUACUAGAUGAGUACUGGACUAGGCGGGAUUUGCUUCUUCACUCCCUCUAUCAAAAAUUGAAAGAUUUUGCUGAGGGCAGGCAUCAGGUCUUGAAUGUAGGAUCUAAUGAACCAAAUAAUGAAAUCCUAAGAAAGCUUUCUUCAAGAUUGCUAUCAAUUGCAAAAAGGCAUGAAGGGUAUAAUACCAUGUGGAGUAUAUGCUGUGACCUCAAUGAUUCUAUACUUCUCAGAAAUCUUAUGCACGAGAGCAUGGGACCUAAAGGAGGUUUCAGUUAUUUUGUUUUCAAACAACUGCAUGCAAAGAGGCAAUUUUCCAAGCUUCUGAGGCUUGGAGAGGAAUUCCAGGAAGAGUUAUCCAUUUUUCUAAAACAUCAUCAGGAUCUGCUUUGGCUUCAUGAGUUAUUUCUUCAUCAGUUUUCCUCGGCUUCUGAAACUCUUCAUGUUUUGGCUGUUUCCCAAGAUGAGUUCUCUAUUUCAGAAGGUGAAGAGGGUGCAGAGCCUGAGCAUACCAACUUGAUGACAACACUAGCAGACAGAAAGCGUUUUUUAAAUCUCUCAAAGAUUGCUGCCAUGGCAGAUAACAAUGUUGAUUCUGAGACAAAGGUUAAGCGCAUUGAUGCAGAUUUGAAGAUCUUGAAAUUGCAGGAAGAAAUCAUGAAAGUACUUCAGGCUAAUGGAGCAGAGAUGGAUAAUGAACAGCGUCUGUUGCGUCCUGAGGAGCUCAUAGAACAAUGCCUGAAAGCAGAAAGCCCAGAGCUUGCAUUGCGAGCUUUUGAUGUGUUUGCAUGGACCAGCUCCUCAUUUCGUAGGAGCCACCGAAACCUUCUGGAGGAGUGUUGGAAGAAUGCUGCUGAUCAGGACGACUGGGGGAAACUUUAUCAAGCAUCUAUUGAUGAAGGAUGGAGUGACGAGGAAACACUGCAGCAACUGAGAGACACAGUGCUUUUCCAGGCAUCGAGUAGAUGUUAUGGUCCUCAAGCAGAAACUGUAGGAGAAGGUUUUGAUGAAGUGUUGCCACUGAGGAAAGAUAACUCAGAGGUUUCACCAUCUAAGGAUUUGGAAUUUUCUGUAGAAACAAUUUUGAUGCAGCACAAUGAUUUCCCUGAUGCUGGGAAGCUAAUGCUGACUGCCAUAAUGUUAGGUAGUUUACAGGAUGAUACAAAAGCAGAAGACGGUCCUUCUCCAAUGGAAUGAUAGUAAACGCUAAUCAAUUUUCUUCAACCAUUCUCUUAUUCUUGUACAACUCUUAGUGAUUUGUAGCACAUAGCAUAGCGUAUUUCUACGUGCAGCAAGGUUUUUAAUUGCAGUUGAAGAAUGCACAUGGAUGUGAUGGAGGCAUGUCGGUUUAGAAAAUAUUCCGGUAAUAGGCUGGGUCAUUUUAUCACUGACGCAGCGAUGCACUGUUAUAAUUGUGUUGCACUACAAGUGAUAAUUUCUCAUUGUCCAAAGUGGAAUGUUGAGGCUCUCCUACAAUUUAUAGCAUGUCUUUGUUGCAAAUGGAACUAACAGCAGCAGAUUUUAACACAGGAUAUGAAAGAAGCGAACUUUUGGUUUUAUAGCCGACGGAGCCUGCAAAAAGAGUGAAAUGCUUCUAAAACUAAUUGGCAGGUGGUUUCGGAUUUUACAACUGCAUUUACCUAUACUGUUACCAGACCUUUGAUUGUUUAACCUAACGUGGCAGGGGUGAUCUGGAUUUAGUGUUAUCUCAUCUCCUUUUGUUUUCCUUGAGGACUAAAUUAACUUUAUUAUUUUCACAUUAGUUUUAUAGAUAACACGAUUUAUCAAAUUAAGUUGAAUUUUUAUAAA
Messenger RNA from Jatropha curcas, 4741 nucleotides. Its product is annotated as Nucleoporin, Nup133/Nup155-like protein. Gene Ontology annotation, molecular function: structural constituent of nuclear pore; protein binding. Gene Ontology annotation, cellular component: nuclear pore outer ring. Lineage: Eukaryota; Viridiplantae; Streptophyta; Magnoliopsida; Malpighiales; Euphorbiaceae. Gene Ontology annotation, biological process: transcription-dependent tethering of RNA polymerase II gene DNA at nuclear periphery; protein import into nucleus; poly(A)+ mRNA export from nucleus. The record is from RefSeq and is a predicted model, not a curated record.